Messenger RNA from Homarus americanus (American lobster), 4594 nucleotides. RefSeq names its product glycerol-3-phosphate dehydrogenase, mitochondrial-like (gene Gpo1). The transcript is spliced from 10 exons. Gene Ontology annotation, biological process: glycerol-3-phosphate metabolic process. Bases 264 to 2450 code for a protein of 728 amino acids. The record is from RefSeq and is a predicted model, not a curated record. Gene Ontology annotation, molecular function: glycerol-3-phosphate dehydrogenase (quinone) activity; calcium ion binding. Gene Ontology annotation, cellular component: glycerol-3-phosphate dehydrogenase (FAD) complex; mitochondrion. Lineage: Eukaryota; Metazoa; Arthropoda; Malacostraca; Decapoda; Nephropidae.
UGGCUUUCACAGGUGAUAUCCAUCGUCUAUUGUGCUGCUGUUUGAUGUAUUGGUAUCGUGGUGUACAAAAUGGUAGUUGCUGUCAAGGACUAAAAACAGUCCUAACCCUUGGCCGUGGUGACGUACCGUGUGUUUGUUGGUGUAGUGUAAACAGCGAGUAAUAACGUAGGAAAGAUCUUUUCCUAAUCUGUGGUAUUUUUCCUGGAAACUUUCAUCUCACUUAUUACUGUGGAGGAGUUACUUGUUGUGAAAUAGCGUGGGUGAUGGCGGGGUCCCGCACCAGGAGUAUGGCGCGGAUCAUUGCGCUGGGUGUGGGCAUUGGUGGAGCUGGAGCUGUAGCUGCCGCAUAUCUCUAUGAUGAUGACCAGCACACUAAGCGUCAGUUUGUUCGAGUAGCGGCAGCAGAAAGUCUAAAUGCCAGACCAACACGACCACUGCCGACCCGUGAACAGCAGCUCAAGAGUCUUGGGUCUGAGGCUUUUGAUGUUCUUAUCAUUGGAGGUGGAGCAACAGGUGCUGGCUGUGCCCUUGACUCUGUCUCAAGAGGACUCAAGACAGCACUGGUUGAGAUGGAAGAUUUUUCCUCUGGAACAUCUUCAAGGUCAACAAAGCUCAUUCAUGGUGGAGUUCGAUACCUACAGAAAGCAAUCUUGGGUCUGGACCUGGAGCAGUACAAGAUGGUUAAGGAAGCCCUUCAUGAGAGGGCAAAUUUACUUGAUAUUGCUCCUCAUUUAUCCUACCCUCUACCAAUCAUGUUACCUGUUUAUAAAUGGUGGCAGCUUCCAUAUUACUGGGCAGGUAUCAAAAUGUAUGAUCUAGUUGCUGGCAGUAAAUGCAUUAAGAGUUCAUAUGCUAUCAGUAAAGAACGUGCACUGGAACUGUUUCCUAUGUUAAAGAGGGACAGAUUGGUUGGAGCAAUUGUGUACUAUGAUGGUCAGCACAAUGAUGCCAGAAUGAACCUCUCCAUAGCUCUCACGGCUACAAGACUUGGUGCCACAAUUGCCAAUCAUGUAAGAGUAGUUUCUCUUCAAAAAGAAAAAGAUGAGAAUGGACAAGAACAUCUCUGUGGUGCAAAAGUCAGAGAUGAACUGACUGGACAGGAGUUAACAGUUCGAGCAAAAUGUAUAAUUAAUGCUACUGGACCAUUUACAGACACAAUUCGUAAAAUGGACAACCAGGCAACAAAGGAGAUAUGUGCCCCAAGUAUGGGUGUCCACAUCACUCUCCCCGACUAUUAUUCACCAGAACGAAUGGGACUGCUAGACCCCAACACAUCAGAUGGAAGAGUCAUUUUCUUUUUGCCCUGGGAGGGACGCACCAUUGCAGGUACAACUGACACCCCCUGUUCUGUUUCACACACUCCCUCUCCUACUGAAGAUGACAUCCAGUUUAUUCUCCAGGAAGUGAAGAACUACUUGAGUCCAGAUGUGGAGGUACGGCGAGGGGACGUGUUGUCAGCGUGGGCUGGCAUCCGACCUCUGGUUCAAGAUCCUAACAAGACUGACACUCAAAGCAUUGCAAGAAAUCACAUUGUCCACAUCAGUGACUCUGGUCUAGUGACAGUAGCAGGAGGGAAGUGGACCACUUAUCGCUCAAUGGCAUUAGAUACCCUAGAUGCAGCAAUUAAAGGUUGUGAUUUAACACCAGUUCACCAAGAAUCUCAGACAGAUGGCCUUCUGUUGGAGGGCGCACACUACUGGACUCCCACAAUGUUCAUUCGCCUUGUACAGGACUUCGGGUUAGAGUCAGAGGUUGCCAAGCACCUAGCACAAACCUAUGGUGACAGAGCGUUUAGUGUGGCUAAGCUGGCCUCUCUCACUGGAAAGCGUUGGCCAAUUGUUGGUCGUCGUCUUCACAGUGAAUUUCCAUACAUUGACGCUGAGGUGCGAUACGCAUGUCGUGAGUAUGCGGCAUCAGCUGUUGAUGUCAUAGCCAGAAGACUACGAUUAGCUUUCCUUAAUGCCCAGGCAACAGAGGAAGCCUUGCCAACUAUUGUUAACAUUAUGGCUGAAGAAUUAAAGUGGUCUGAGAAAGAAAAAAAGAGUCAGUUGGAAGCAGCUAACAACUACCUCCAGAGGGAAAUGGGCCAGAAUGUGAACCGUGCAUCGCGAGAGAAAAUCCCCAUCAACCUUACCAAGAGCGAGAUAUCAGAAUAUGUGAAGCGCUUCAACUCCCUUGACACUGACAAGAAAGGUUACAUUUCCCUCAAUGAUCUCAGAGCAUCUCUCAAGGCAAGAGGCCAGGAAGUUCCUGGAGAAACUCUUCAUGAGAUUCUGAAGGAGAUCGACCUUAAUCUAAAUGGACAGGUGGAGUUUGAUGAAUAUUUACAGAUGAUGGCAGCAAUCAAAGCUGGGUCCAUCUCUCACUCACGCUUUGCUCAGUUAGCGGAGAUGGCAGAAGAGGACCAAAGGAAGAAAAUCACUGUGGAUCGCAGUGGUGGUGGUUUAUAGUAAUAAAUUCAUUAUUGUGAGGUAAGGAACACUCACUGAAAAACAACUUAACCCUGUAGUGUAGUAAUUUUUGUUGUCAAAUUUUUCUAUUGGUCUCAUUAUUUGUGCUUUCAGACAUUAAGCUAAUGUGUGAGGUGAAAAACACAACACACUGAAAAAAAGUGAGUACAGUAUAGGUACUGUACAGUAUACUCAUUCAGUCAAAAUAUGUGUCAGUAAGCACAAACAUGAAUAUACUUUUACUUUUAUCCUCUUCACCACUUAUCGGCUCGUAUGAGGUAAUGAACUCACACAUUUAGAAAUACCUUAACUGCACAGGUGCUUGGUAUACUUUAAUGGUGUUUGCAGCCAAAAUUUUACACAAGACCCAUUGAUACAUUCAGAUAUUUAUGAUACAAACAGAGUAAUAAAGUUGGAUGGAACAAGUAAACUACAAAGGAAGAACUAAAGGCUGUUGGCCAGUAUUAAUAUUAGACUGUGACUAUGAAGUAUACUGCACAUGUAAUUGGAUCAAAGAUCUUCACUAACUUACUUUUGAGCUACAUGCUAGCCCAUUGCCCUUCUUAUCAAUGCCUCUCCACUUAGUUUUUGUGAGCUGUAUCUAGAGGUUACAUGUUGCCUCCCAUGUUCUGUCACAUCUUAUCAGGCAUGUCAUGUACAUAUCAAAGGAAGACCAAUGAUCCUAGGACUAUAUUUGUUUCCUGUUGUUAAGGUAAGAUAUAAACCAGUCAACAGAUCCAGUGCCAAGAGUAUGAUGCCAUUAUUCUUCUGUCACAUUUGCUUGUAACAGUGAAUUUCAUUUACCUACUCAAAUGCAAUACUGUACUGAUAGACAGUCACAAAUGUGCAUAAUGUCAUUACUUCUCACUCAAGUUUUCUUAUUAACACUAAAGCUCAGUUGUCAGUAUGCAGUACAAUUUACCAAUCAGACAGCAUGUAGAAUGAAAUAACCAGCAGGUACACCACAUUAAUAAGAAAGUGAGAAACCUGAGGCAAGGCUUCCAUGUUGUAGGAGUCAAAAUAUUUUAACGUCACUGGGUGAAUAAGAAACACUUUUGACAGGCAUUGCAAAAUAGUUUUUAAUUGAAUACAAUACAAGAAAUUGAUAGUUUCAUCCAGUAUUGGAGGAAAUUGGAAUCUGCUUCCCUUUGUCUGUCAUUUUCUGCAAUUGUCAUGCACUGCUCUUUCCUAUCAUUUCUCUUUCUCUAUAGCAAAUGUUACCCCAUGAUCUCCCACACAGAAUUUUGAGAGAUAUAAAUUUAAUAAAGAAAUAGAUCGAUGACAAAGUCAAGAAAAAUUUUAAUGGGAAUGGUUAUAGAGAGACAAUAAUAUUGAAGUAACCAAUUCCAUACUGUGAUGCAGAGGAAAGCAUAUUUACAGAAAGCUCUUUCUUCUUGUACAGUAUGCUAUGUACAGGGGGGGUAGUCAGUGUAUUAGUUUGACAAACUAAGAUAUCAUAUUCAUUUGUGGAGUUAUUUAUGGAGAGAUAAUGAUUUUCAUGUACAUUUAAGUAUUUCUUGGGGCACACAAAUGUAGUGGUGUCCUUCUUAAUAUGACACUUAAAUGAAUGAAUAAGUUCAUAUACAUCGUAAGGGUUAACACAUUUUUUCAUAAGUUUAUCAAUUAAGGUAUAGGUAUUUACGUAUAUGUAAGAAAAUUUUUUUCAAGGUAUUUGAGCAAUUAUGUAUGGCUUUUUCUUCUUAUUUUAGCUUGUCACUUUGUACACUUGUCCUGCGACGCUCUACCCUGUUAUUUCCCCCCUUCUAUAAGAUUUCAGUACCUAUGAUCGACCCCACAAAAGUGGGGAAGAAGAAAUGAUAAUAGAUUGAUAGGUUUAUAAAACACUGAGGUGUUGAAGAGAGUUGGGUGUUGUUACUGAGGUGAUACAGGAUGUCCAUAGAGUAUCUGACCCAUUUUAAAACUUAAUAACCUCAACAAUAUUAUAAAUAAAAUAGAACAUGAUGUACUUGUGGAAAUCUACUGAGACAAGAAAAAAAAAUAUAUUGUCCUACCUUAUUUUUUAUUGGCCACCCACUAGAGCUAGCCUGUGUAGGAUCUUUCCAUUGUUCUUGAUACAAUAUUUGGGAGUUGUUCAAAUGUUAUUGUGUGUCAGUAGAAUAAACCAACAAUACUGUACUUUAAUA